AUGUCAGAGUUUCAGAAGGAGGAGCUUUCGCUCGAAGAGACCAACAAGCUCCGCAUCUCGCUCGGCCUCAAGCCUCUUGUUGCCGACGAUGCGCCUUCCUCGUCUUCCAAGCCCGCGCAGGAAGACGCUACUCCCAAGCUAGACUCGGAUGCAGUCGCUGCGAGGAACUUUCAGCAGAAGCAGCAGCGCGACCGGCGCGAGCGCGAAGAUGCCGAGCUGCGCGAACGGCUAGCGCGGGCACAGGCAAAGCGCGACGCUGCUCGUCGUCUCAAUGGCCCCACACUCGGCGAUCCCGAACCGACGCUUGGCGAUGCCUCUGCGUCGUCGUCCAGGGACACGCUGCGGUGGAUCAAAGAGUCCAAGAAGCGCGCCAAGGAGCAUGCGGCUCGCAGAGCCAAGGAGCUGGAAGAGCAGGAGGCGCGUGCAGAGGCAGAGUACCGCGACACUGACCUCGUCGGUCUGCGCGUCCGCCACGAUGCGGACGAAUUCGGCGAAGGCGAAGAGCGCAUCCUCACGCUGCGCGAUAACGACGUGCUCGACGACGGCGAUGACGAGCUCAUGGACGCUGCGCUUGAUCAGGCCGAGCGCGACCAGAAGAACAUGGAGCGCAAAAAGGGUGUCAGGGAGUACUCUGGCUUGGACGACGACGAGAUGCUGCUGGGUCGCAAGAAGGGCGUGCUGUCCAAGUACGACGCCGACCUGCCCGAGUCGGAACUCGACUCUGCUACCGACUCGGGCUUCCGCCUCGGUGCGAGCGUCUCUGUCGCCGACCGCCAGGCUCGACUGCGUCAGGAGGCCGAAGAGGCGGCGCGGCGCGACAACAAGCAGCUGCUCACACUCGACUACGCCAAGAACCAGGAGGUCUCGGACUACCUCCAAGAGGGCGAUGUGGGAUUCAAGAAGCCCAAGGCCAAGAAGCGCAAGAAGGCAGCCAAGGUCAAGAUCAGCUUUGACGAUGACGAUGACGAUACCCCACGUGGCGCUGCGUCGACCCCUGCUGCGGCUGAGGCUGAUGCGACGCCCGAUGUGGAGAUGCAAGACUCGAAGCCAGUGGCGCGCGCGACGAGGCGCGAGCAGACGGACAACUUUGUGGACGACGACGAGCUGCAGGCUUCGCUCGCCAAGUCGCGCCGACUCAAGGCCAAGAAGACGUUCAAAAAGAUGACGCCUGAGAUGAUCGCCAAGAGCCUCGCUGAACAGCGCGCGGCCGAGGAGGCCGAGCAGGCUGCGGCGGGAACGUCCAACGGUGUAGCGUCGCCGAUGGUAGCCAAUGGCGCCAUCAAGCAGGAGGAGGGCGAGGGCGGCCUAACAUUUGACGAGACGAGCGAGUUUGUGCGUGCGAUCCGCGAGCGACCCAUCGAGAGCGAGAUGCGAUCGAGCGCUCGAGCGGUGAAGCAAGAAUCGCCCGUUGCAUCGUUGGGCGAGGUGCAGGUGAAGCGAGAGGAAUCGGUCGACGCGGGUGACGUGCCUAUGCGCGAACUCAACUCUUCCGACAUCAAGGCACGGGACGAAGCCGAUGUUGCGCCUGGUGCCGUCGAGGUCAAAGAAGAGCCCGAAGAAGGCGAGGCGCUCGCUGCUGUCAAACCCGAAGCCUCGGAUCUGGAUGGCGACGCGAGCGAGCCACUGAUCGGCCGGGGUAUGGCAAGCACACUCUCAUUCCUUCGGCAGCAGGGUAUGGUUCCGCACGUCGACGCCGAGCUAGCCACACGCGAGCAGCAGCAGCGCCAAUACGAUGCGUGGCUCGCCUCCCGUCGUCUUGAAGAGCAACUGCGCUCGACCGAGCGCCAGCAAUCGAAAGCGUCCGGAUCGUCGGUCGACCAAGCGACGCGCGAAGCCCACAACCGAUCUCGGGAGGUCGAAGAUGCGCGUCUAGCUCAGGAGCGCUUCCGGGACUACAAGCCGGAUGUGUCGAUCAAGUACCAUGACGAGUUCGGGCGCGAUUUGAACCAGAAGGAGGCGUGGAAGCAUCUGUCGCACGUCUUCCACGGCAAGAAACCGGGCACCAAGAAGACCGAGAAGCGGCUGAAGCGGAUCGAGGACGAGCAGAAGCGCGAGCGCAUGGCGGCGGGCGACACGCCCACUGGCAUGAUGGCGGCGUUCCAGAGCAGGAGCGAGCGCACGGGUAAGGCGCACAUGGUGCUCAGUGUGGGCAGCCGCGAUUCAGCACCCCAGGAGAACGAUCUGCUCGACGGCAAAUCAAAGGACGGCUUGCAGCUGCACAAACCCAAGCGAUCGCAGAAGUCAAAGAAGGACGGGGAGAUCAUGUCAAGCAUGACAGAGGUGGGGUCGAGCACUGCAGCAUCCGAUGCGGCUGGGGAGGGGACGGUGACGACGAGCACGGGUGGAGGAUGGGCGAGGAUCGGAAGCGCAACACCUGCUGCACCUUCCACAUCGACAGCAACUGCGGUGGGUGGAGGAGGAUUCCGACCGAUUGCGUCUUCGACCGACUCAGCACCGAGUACGGGCAAUGCACCGUUCCGUCUGGCAUUUGGUGUCAAGCGCAAAGCGGACAGCUCGCAGUGA
Molecule: messenger RNA, 2523 nt
Organism: Moesziomyces antarcticus
Lineage: Eukaryota; Fungi; Basidiomycota; Ustilaginomycetes; Ustilaginales; Ustilaginaceae
Product: SART-1 protein
Exons: 1
Coding region: 1-2523 (840 amino acids)
Biological process (GO): mRNA cis splicing, via spliceosome; maturation of 5S rRNA
Cellular component (GO): U4/U6 x U5 tri-snRNP complex
Source: RefSeq, a predicted model, not a curated record